AUGUCUGGUUGGAGUAAUGGUGCAGCAAUGGCAGUUGAAUAUGCACUCAAUACACCUGGAAUAGCUGCAGCAGCUGUCUAUUCAGCACCAGAUCCUUAUCAAGAUUAUCAUGAUCCAUGUAAUCAAACGUCUUAUCCAUCUCAUUUUACACCUGUACGUAUUUUAUAUAAUCAAUGUGAUGUUAUUAAUAUUUGUGUGACUGGUAUGGCAUUCAUCAAUGGUUUAAAAAAUCGUUAUCCGACUGAACUGAUCGCUGAAGGUAUAAUUAUUGACUCGUUAUGUCAAAUAACUUCAACAUGUAAUCCAUUAUGUACCAGUGAAUUAGGUCUAGGUUUAAUACAACAUUCUAGAUGGCCAACAUCACUCAAUGAUAAAAUUUUCUUUGACUUUUUUCGACAACAUUAA
Rotaria sp. Silwood1 is the source of this 405-nucleotide messenger RNA. The record is from the annotation of a GenBank genome assembly. Lineage: Eukaryota; Metazoa; Rotifera; Eurotatoria; Philodinida; Philodinidae.